Messenger RNA from Momordica charantia (bitter melon), 830 nucleotides. The record is from RefSeq and is a predicted model, not a curated record. Lineage: Eukaryota; Viridiplantae; Streptophyta; Magnoliopsida; Cucurbitales; Cucurbitaceae.
ACAAGGAAGCAUCUUCAGCUCCUAAAAACAAUGGCUUCACACAGAUCCCCAAACCAUUCUUCUUCUUCUUCUUCUCUUCUUCUUCCCAAAAUUUAUUAUCCAAUGGCCGACCAAAUUUCUUGGUGGUUGAAUCCCCUCAUAAAUGCUCUUUCAAAAACCCAAUAGAGAGACCAAAAAAAAAAAAAAACAAAAAAGAGAAACAGGAUUAAUUCUCAUUCUCUAUAUAAAUAGAGGUCCCUCCUCUUGCCCUUUUUCCAACUGUGGGGCUGACUUCAAAAGCUUGGAACAUAAUUGAAGGAGGACAAAAGGGUAUAUUGGAAAAAGAAAGAAAGAAAGAUGAGCAGAAGGAGGAGCAGUGGAGGAGUUGCAGAGGGAGAGGGGAAGAAGAAGAAAGUUUCAUGGAGAUCAUCAAGAUCAUCCCUUGGGGGUUAUAUUAGGGAGCAAAAAGGAAAGCUUUACAUUAUCCGAAGCUGUAUUGUAAUGCUUCUCUGUUGGCACGAUUGAGUCCUCGACGUACCCCCGAUCGAUCUGCUGAAUUCUCUGUUAUGAUAACGGACCUCUUGUCUCUACAAAAGGAGAUAUUUUUCCCUCUUCUCUAGUUAAUGUGAGACGUCGUUUGUAUUCUUGACAUGCUCAGAGAGAUCGGUGAUCGACAGUGACGGUAACUUUGUGUUUCUUGUAGCUUCAUUAAUUAGUUUAGUUUCUUUUUCUUUGUUUUGCCAUCUUCAAAUGUAAAUAGUAGACAGAAAAAUGGCUCGUUGUUCUAGCUUCUAGUUUAAGUUGAAUGUGGGUUUUGAAUAUUAAAUUUUAGUUUUAGUUUUAGCAUUGAA